AAACCAAUUUUAUUACUUUUGAUUGCAGAAAUGUCUUCAUCCGACGGUUUUAUGUAUUCUCAACCGACAGGAGAUUCUUCUCAAAAGGUUGAGCUCAACAACGAACAGAUUCAUGCUUUGCUCAACAAACUCUCCAGUGACGAACAAAAGGAAUUGACCGAAAUGAUGAGAACUUGCACCACGGAGGUUACAAUGACACGUGGAUUGCCGAUAACUGGAGCAAUUCUCGGCAGUUUGUAUUUAGCUCGUACUCGCCUUCCCGCUCAAUAUCAUUUUGGUCCCAAAGGAUGGCCAUUUUAUGCUAUAAUGGGGAUUGCUUCUCUCACUGCUUCAAAUUUGAUGUUCAUGGGCACAUGCCGAGAUCGUAUCAAGCCAAGAAUUGAUCAACUAUGGAAAAAAUACGACCUCGCCAAGUCAUCGACAAACUACGAAGAUAUUCGCCGCCAAAAUAGAGGAGCCGGCGUAGUUCCUUUAGUGCGAAUUGAUGGCGAAGCAGCAGCUCAGAGAGUUGAGAAUCCGAAACCAAAUUCAUAUGAUUACACGUACAGUGUUCCUUCUUCUGGCGAUAAUUCUUCCUACGACGGUUCAUUCUCUUCAUACAAGACAGAAAUAGGAGAGACAUCAGAAUUCCAACAAUCUCCACGAGCUCGCCGCCCAUCUCCACCAAUUCCUUCGCCAUACGGUGUUGAAGAUUCAGGAUUCAUGUCUGGAACACCUUCUGGACCGUCGUCAGACAGCAAUCAGGGACAAGGAUACACUUUUUCGUAGAUUUAAUUCAUUUUCAAUGGAAUUGCUUACAUAGAUUUUAUUUAGUGAAGUACACACAUCGCCGGUUACAUUUUUCUUGUUUUGUAUCAUAAAUUAUUUUGAUUUUUUUUAAA
This is a messenger RNA of Caenorhabditis elegans, 881 nucleotides long. It is a transcript of the gene F48C1.6, whose product is annotated as OCIA domain-containing protein. Bases 31 to 768 code for a protein of 245 amino acids. Lineage: Eukaryota; Metazoa; Nematoda; Chromadorea; Rhabditida; Rhabditidae. The record is from RefSeq and is marked reviewed. The transcript is spliced from 5 exons.